AUAAAGAAGACGAAUUUCUAACCUUUAAGGAAAAAACGGCUUGUCAUUUCACAUCUUUCACUGUUCUGAUAGAAAUUGCUAAAUAAUUUUGAAACACUUGUGAAAAUUGUUAAAAGUAUAUAAGCAAUUAUGCCAGACCAUUUAGGAGAUGAUAUGAGAAAAAUUAAAAACGAACCCGAGGAACAAGAAAAGGAAAUAAAAUCUUUGGAUGAAGGUGAUAUUGCGUUAUUAAAGACCUAUGGCCAAGGUCAGUACACAAAAUCCAUAAAAACCGUUGAAGAAGACAUUCAGACCAUAAUAAAGAGGGUAAAUGAAUUAACUGGAAUCAAAGAGUCUGACACUGGUUUGGCUCCUCCUGCACUUUGGGAUUUAGCGGCCGACAAGCAAACCCUUCAAAAUGAGCAGCCUUUGCAGGUUGCUCGAUGUACCAAAAUCAUUAAUGCAGACACAGAUGAUCCCAAAUACAUAAUCAAUGUAAAGCAAUUUGCAAAAUUUGUGGUGGAUUUGGCAGAUUCGGUUGCGCCAACAGACAUCGAGGAGGGUAUGAGAGUAGGUGUGGAUAGGAAUAAAUAUCAGAUUCAUAUUCCUUUGCCUCCAAAAAUUGACCCUACUGUCACUAUGAUGCAAGUUGAAGAAAAACCUGAUGUUACUUAUAGUGAUGUUGGUGGUUGCAAGGAACAAAUUGAGAAAUUAAGGGAAGUUGUUGAAACCCCAUUAUUACAUCCGGAAAAAUUUGUAAAACUUGGCAUUGAACCUCCAAAGGGUGUUCUUCUAUUUGGGCCCCCAGGGACUGGCAAGACCCUUUGUGCUCGUGCUGUGGCAAAUAGAACUGAUGCUUGCUUUAUUCGAGUCAUAGGCUCUGAGCUUGUGCAGAAGUAUGUUGGAGAGGGAGCAAGAAUGGUGAGAGAAUUGUUUGAAAUGGCUCGAUCAAAGAAAGCAUGCCUUAUUUUCUUUGAUGAAAUCGAUGCAAUUGGGGGCGCCAGAUUUGAUGACGGAGCCGGUGGUGAUAAUGAGGUACAACGGACAAUGUUGGAACUUAUUAAUCAAUUGGAUGGAUUUGAUCCUCGUGGUAAUAUCAAAGUACUGAUGGCCACCAACCGACCAGAUACUUUAGACCCUGCAUUGAUGAGACCGGGUCGCCUGGACCGAAAAGUUGAGUUUGGAUUACCAGACUUGGAAGGAAGAACUCAUAUAUUUAAAAUUCAUGCUAGGUCUAUGUCAGUGGAAAGAGAUAUUCGGUUUGAGCUGCUUGCUAGAUUGUGUCCUAACUCCACUGGAGCUGAAAUAAGAAGUGUUUGCACUGAAGCAGGCAUGUUUGCAAUCCGGGCCAGAAGGAAGGUGGCGACGGAGAAAGAUUUCCUGGAAGCAGUCAACAAAGUUAUAAAAUCAUAUGCCAAAUUUUCGGCUACUCCUAGAUAUAUGACUUACAAUUAAUCUGCCAGAUUGUAUCAUUCUUCAUUGUUUAUGAUAAUAAAUAAUACUUAUAGUAAGCAGAUUUCUCACUU
This is a messenger RNA of Cylas formicarius (sweet potato weevil), 1505 nucleotides long. It is a transcript of the gene Rpt1, whose product is annotated as 26S proteasome regulatory subunit 7. Gene Ontology annotation, cellular component: proteasome regulatory particle, base subcomplex. NCBI's taxonomy places the organism in Eukaryota, Metazoa, Arthropoda, Insecta, Coleoptera, Brentidae. Gene Ontology annotation, biological process: proteasome-mediated ubiquitin-dependent protein catabolic process. Bases 130 to 1434 code for a protein of 434 amino acids. The record is from RefSeq and is a predicted model, not a curated record. Gene Ontology annotation, molecular function: ATP binding; ATP hydrolysis activity; proteasome-activating activity. The transcript is spliced from 6 exons.